Mercenaria mercenaria is the source of this 3076-nucleotide messenger RNA. RefSeq lists its product as uncharacterized. Bases 437 to 2302 code for a protein of 621 amino acids. The transcript has 2 exons. The record is from RefSeq and is a predicted model, not a curated record. Lineage: Eukaryota; Metazoa; Mollusca; Bivalvia; Venerida; Veneridae. Gene Ontology annotation, biological process: G protein-coupled receptor signaling pathway.
UCUCUACUAGCUGUCUCGAUCUCUCCCUCCGAAAUAACAAUAGCUUGAAUGGAAGCCGUUCUAUACUAAUAGUGCUUCUAUGAUAGACGAUUUCUCCCAAUACUUUACAGGUUUGAUGGAGGCAAGCGAUUGUCAAUAUUCCAUAUAGCGCUAGUUUUAUAGAGAACGACUUUCAAACUUGUUGGAUUAUACACAUUUUAUUGGACACAUAGCAUUCAUCAGAAGCUGUUGCUAUCAGUUUAUCUAAAAUAUGAAAACAAAUGACAGAAAACUUGUGUUAUAUUUAAAUUUGCAUUUGUUACAUGGGUGACAGUAUGGAAAUGAAUGCAUCAUCAUGUUAAGUUCCAUUCCACUGGAUAAGCGGAUAGCUAAUGUUCGAAGUCAUGUUUGGGAUAUUAUAAAAUAUAUUGCUGUUCAAUAGAUACAACCUCUAAAUAUGGACCAAAACAACAAUGUAACAGACGUUAGCACAGACACUCAAGCAGACGGCACAGAAAUGGAACUAUAUUCCAUUGUCUUGUCAGCAACAGUAUUAAUUUUUGCAAUUCUGUUUGGCGGAGGCGGCUGUAUAACAGUUCUGAUUGCCAUGUUUGUUCAUCGUCUGCUGCGUAAAUUGCGAUUUGUAUUAAUAGGAAUUCUACUUUUCGUCUGCUGCAUCUUUGACUUGAUAUGGUGUCCAAUUGAAAUAACUCGACUUGUGAUUCACCAUCAGAAUAUAAAUGGAAAUACAGUAUCAACAGAUGCCGUCAAAGAUUUAAAGUAUGUAGGCAGCUCAUUAUACGUUUUAUUGCUGUGCACAAUUGCUGCAAUGGUUGUUCUAAUCUGUGUUCAGAACUUGUUGAAAAUAGUCAGGAAAUACGAUAACAUUCCCAAGAUGAUGCUGGGAGUUAUUUUUGUCCUAAUAUGGCUUAUUAUUAGUAUUUCUCUAACAAUAGCAUACAUUCUCGUAUCCUAUGGUGACCAAGAUGAUCAGGUAUAUCACAGCAUCAACCGCAAAUCAUUCCAUUUUAAGCUUGGACUGCAGACAUUAUGGAUAGUAUUACUUCUGAUACCUAUUCUAUUAAUGAUAUCAAUUCAUGUUCAUACGAAAUUCUGGAAAACCAAGAUACUGAAGGAGGUUUCUGAUCUUCAUUCGACAGACAAUUUCACUGUACCAUCACUCAUUAUAAAAAGCGUCGAAGAGAUCGAUGAAGACGAAAAUGAGGAUGAAAGCUCCGUAGCUUUGCCCUCGCCCGACGUUGUGAAGGAUUCCGCAAGUGGAUCUCCUGUUUCAAAGAGCUCAAAAAGUGCUUUGAAAAAAAGAAGUGGGUCACCAUCAUCCCAAAAAGUUGUGUUCGCUGACACACCAAGCCCUACAAGAGAAGAAGCCACUCCGAGUCCAAAGUUCGGAGACAGAUUCAAAUCUCCUAAUCAUCUUGGAGUGAAUAUGGCUGCCAUAUUAGGUCGGCGGCGUCACACUAUUGCACAAAUCUCAGAUCCGCAUUUAGACCUUAUGCAAAAGGCAAAAACAUACAACUAUGUCAGAAAAUUUUCCGUUGAUAUAUCAGCUUUACAAGCACAAUUAGAAAAUCCAAAAUUGAGUAGCAAUUUUCCAUUCCAUUCUCAACAGGACAUUAAAGCAUCUCCAAAAGAAGGGCUGGAAAAAACCACUUUUGGAUCACAACAAAAAUGCAACAGACGCAGCAGGGAUGAAAUUAUGAAAAGUCAGGAGAUUGCCGAGGAACCUGAGAAAGAGCUUGAAUCUGAAAAUGAGAUGAAUGAAUCAAACGAAACUAAGACUGAAACCGUGACCGAUGUGAAUGAAACCCAAUCUGUGCAAUCGCAGAAUGUCAGUAUUUGUUCUGCUCGUUCUCCGCGCGAUUCAAUAUGCCCAACUCCACCACUCAUAAGCUUAACACAAAGCGAUGGUGAAGAAAAACAAAUUGAAAUAACAAACGAUGAUAAUAACCUGGAUGACUCAUUCCAAUCAUCGGAGCAUGUGUUGACCAAACUACACAAACCAUGCAAGCUCUCAUGUCUGCUUGUUGCAACCUUCAUUCUAAGCAUUUUACCAAUGUUCGUGACAGAAAUUCUCCGAGACCACUGUCUUUCUCCGAACGCUUAUAUUAACGUUGUAACAUGUAUGACGGCUAUAUCGACUGUGCAAACUAUGAUUUACCCGCAAGUGAUUUUCUGCGUGGAUGCAAAUAUUAACAAAGCUGUGAACCAAUCUUUAACGCAUACGCGUAUGUGGAUACUGCAGCUGUUCAGCAAACAGCAUCCAGUAGCAACCACUGACGAUAUCUCUGACACAGAGGUCUAACUGACAAGUUCUUAAAAUUCAAAUGAGGCAACAUCAAGUUAAUCAAGUUUGUUUGUAACAAAUAGGCCAAUAUAAAUAAUACCUACCCAUUUAAUUAUAUUUGGUCAAACCUUUUAGCGCUCACACAAUUAGUGUUAUUGAAGGAGUAAAAUGCAUUUCCUUACAAAAUGUAUAACUUGAAAAUUUGAGGAAAUAAUUUCUGUACGUUUAAGGGGAAUGGGCAUAUCAUAGAAUUAAUGGAUUUCAAAGCAAUUUUGAAAAACAUUAUUUCAUUAUUGCAUUUUUUUUCUUCAUAAAAUGUGUUGAUUACUUUAAUGCAAUGAAGCUUUGAAGUUUUUAAAAUGGCAUGAUUAAUAAUUUUAAGAAAAAGUCUUUCCUUUUUAGGGGAACAUGCUCUGUUUUAAUUUUGCCUGUUAGAUAUCUGCUUAUUCAGUUUCCUCUUAAAACGUAAAAUUAGUAUUUUUGUCAUUGCUACGUUUUUAAAUGCUUAAAAUUCUCAACACUUGAUGAACUUGAUGUGGCCUUGUAUUGCUAGUUAUGACUGUCUCUCUGACACGGCUAUACCGGCUAUACCGUGGCUUUCCAGUAAUUGGCAGUUACACUUUAAUCAUGAUCUUUACAGGAUUAUAAACGGAUAAAAAGGAGAAUCCAUUCCAUUUGAGAAAAAAUCCAUAUUUUUCAUUUAUAUCUUCAUUUCCCUAUAGUGAUUUUUCUCUGUAAAUUAUCUCUGUCAUAUAUCAUUUCAUUAUGAAAAUAAAUAUUUCACACUUUUAA